Molecule: messenger RNA, 2614 nt
Organism: Bombina bombina (fire-bellied toad)
Lineage: Eukaryota; Metazoa; Chordata; Amphibia; Anura; Bombinatoridae
Gene: MCOLN1
Product: mucolipin TRP cation channel 1
Exons: 14
Coding region: 385-2076 (563 amino acids)
Cellular component (GO): plasma membrane; lysosomal membrane
Molecular function (GO): NAADP-sensitive calcium-release channel activity
Source: RefSeq, a predicted model, not a curated record
UGACCACGGCUAUAGUGUCAGCUGAUCCCGAAUUAAAGACUUGGUACAGUGGAGCAACCUGAAUGGGGAAGGCGAAAGUGUUUAUUGCUUGCAGGCACGAUUAGCUAUAAGGGGAGUUGGAAGAAAGGAGAUACAUUGUAAUACAUAUUGCUGGGAGGAAUAUUCAGAGGUAGUGUGUGAGGAAAUAGACGGGAAGCACAAGACCGUGGUCAUAAACACACUGCAUAUAAAUACAGUGUAUGGGCAACCAUUCUGUACGUUAGACUCCGAAAAGAGACUAGAUGGUCAGGUAUGGUACAGACGGGCUAGUGCUGAGACCAAGCACGGUGCAGCUAAGAAUCCUGAGAUACGGACACCAGUGGAUGUGACAAGCUGUUGAACAACAUGGGGACGCUACAGAGGAGCCGUAGUCUAAGUGACUGUCCAAAACCAUCCUCAGAGCGUCAGCGACUCCUCUCCCCUAGCCCUAACUAUGGCUCCAGGUUGCUUGAAAGUCCCACCCCAGAGGAGAUACAGCUUCGUCGGCGUCUCAAAUAUUUCUUCAUGAGCCCAUGUGAUAAAUUUCGUGCUAAGGGGCGAAAACCGUACAAACUUGCUUUGCAGUUUAUCAAGAUCAUACUAGUCACCAUACAGCUAAUCUUGUUUGGUCUCAGCAAUCAAAUGGUCGUGCAGUUUAAAGAGGAGAACACAGUGGCCUUUAAACACCUCUUCCUUAAAGAUUAUUCAGAUGAUUCGGAUAAAACCUAUGCUGUGUACACCCAGAGUGCCGUCUACGAAAGCUUGUACUAUGCUGUGGAGCAGUAUCUUUCACUACCAAAUCAAACCACUGCUCGUUAUGCUUAUACCAACUUACCGAACCAAUCAGCCCUCUCUGUUUGCCAACAAUAUUAUCGCAAAGGCCACAUUGAUCCAGCUAAUGAUACGUUUAACAUUGACCCAAUGGUUGUGUCAGAUUGUCUUUUCUUGGAUCCUCCAUUUAGUGGUGAAAGUUACAGAAAUCUCACCAUUAAGUUUCACAAACUAAUUAAUAUAACUGUGAUAUUCCAAUUAAAAGCCAUAAAUAUUCAGACAAUCAUAAACAAUGAGAUCCCAGACUGCUACACUUUUACGAUCACUAUCACAUUUGAUAACCAAGCACAUAGUGGAAGGAUCAAAAUCAGCCUGGACAACGAAGCUGUUAUUAGAGAAUGCAAGGAUCCAAGUGUAUAUGGCAGAGGUGAUAACCACUCUCGGCUGGCUUUUGAUAUAUUUGUGAUCCUUAGUUGCAUCCUGUCCUUCAUCCUGUGUGGACGAUCCAUCGUACGGGGCCUGCGACUUCAACAUGAGUUUGCUAGAUUUGUUCAGACCCGUCACACCCUUAGGGUUUCUAUCUCUGACCGGAUGGAAUUUAUAAACGGCUGGUAUAUGCUGCUAAUAAUUAGUGACAUCCUCACUGUAUCUGGCUCAGUCAUGAAAAUUGGGAUUGAGUCCAAGACUUUUGCUAGUUAUGACGUUUGCAGCAUCCUUCUGGGCACCUCAACUCUGCUUGUUUGGGUUGGAGUAAUUCGGUACUUGAGCUUCUUCCAGAAAUAUAAUAUCCUUAUUGUCACUCUACGGGUUGCUCUGCCUAAUGUGAUCCGCUUCUGCUGCUGCGCUGCUGUUAUAUACCUGGGUUACUGCUUCUGUGGUUGGAUUGUACUUGGACCCUAUCAUGUUAAAUUCCGCUCCCUGUCCAUGGUUUCAGAGUGUCUGUUCUCCCUCAUUAAUGGUGAUGACAUGUUUGUGACUUUUGCUGAGAUGCAGAACAGCAGUUACCUGGUGUGGAUGUUCAGCCAACUAUAUCUGUAUACAUUUAUUAGCCUUUUUAUAUACAUGGUACUCAGUCUCUUCAUAGCUCUAAUCACAGGAGCCUACGAGACCAUCAAGUUUCAAAACGCAGGAGAUGACAGUGAAACUGCUCUCUAUCAGUACAUAGCAGAGUGUAAGGACAGUCCUAGCUCUGGCAAAUACCGCUCAGCCAGUAACACUAAUUGUUCCAUGUUCUGCUGCAGUAAACAGAAUGAAGAUGAUGAUGAUAAUUCUGCAGUCAUCAACUGAAUAUACUUUGGUUCCUAUGGUGGUUCAGGGUUCCCAUGGACUUUUUAUUUAAAAGAUUUUUUUAAAGUCUUCCGUUAUGAUUUAAAGAAAAUAGGGUUCUAAAAUUUCUUUUAAAACCUUUUGUAAUUGGUUGUCUAGUUAAGGUACGUUUUUAAACUGGGCAUUUUAUACAGGGUUUUUUUAUGUAUGUAUUUCUUUUAAAUAAAUAUCGCAAUGGGGAACCAAAGGACUGAACCCAAGGGACAAAGGACAAAAUAAGCUUGCAGACAAGCAAAACCGAGACUGCCAAAUGCACAUUAAGAACGUAAAAGGUUACCUUUCACACAAUGCAGCCAAUUAGAUUCAGAUUUUGAUUGUGGCACUUAUCGUCUAUUUUAUUUUUAUUACUAUUUUGGUGUAUUUUAAUUAGAAUAAAAGUGUCACUCCCACACCCGCAUGGGCUGUGUGUUUAUGUAUAUAUGUUUACAUUGUUGUAUAUACUUUUGUAUAUUAACUUUAUCUGUUUAUUUUCAUUUUAAAUAAAUUAUAGCAGCAGGGA